AUGGUUAAAUUAACGAACUUUGAGACGCUACAAAAGAAAGAGAACGCUAAGGCUUACAAACCAUUGAUAGAUGGCCUAAUUAACUGUACAUUGGAUGAAUUUGUGUCCAAAUUAAAUGAUAUACAAGAUUGGGAUCGUUCCAGAGAUGAUCUUUUCGUUUGGAUUCCAGUGUUAGAUAGGAUCGAUGAAUUGCUAUCAAACAUUGUUAAAAAAUACGGGUAUGAAUCUGCUGAUUAUAUUAAAAAUCCACCAAAAUUAACUGUUAUGAAAAAAGAAGAUGAAUCUGUGUGCAUUUCUUUGAUUGAAUUUACGCAGCGAUUACUAUACAAUACAGAAAACCGGUUUUUUUAUUCUUCAAUGGACGUGAUGAAUAAUUUAUUAAAUUGCCCAAACUUUGAAAUUAAAUUAGUGGCUAUUAAAGUAUUAGCAAUAAUGGGCGAAAGAUAUGUCAUCGCAAGGGAAAGAAUCGAUUCGAAAAAUAUUUUGAGCACCCAUUUAUUAAAAAAGAAAGCAUUAGAAUUAGCAUUAGCAUUGCCAUCAUCAACAAUCGACGAUGAUAAUAAACACUUUUCAUUAGUUGGUUUAUAUUUCGAUGAUAAAAAAUUUCCUGCUAAAUGGUCAAAAUUAAAAUUCACAUAUUAUACAUCUUCAAAUCAAAAGCUAGGUUCUUUACCCUCAAGUGCACCACCUAGCACUACUCAUCAUUUUCCAAAUCAUAGCCACAAUAAGGAUUUAACUCCUACAACUAAUUCUACUUCAUUAAAUGCGUCAUUUAAUAACCCUUCAAUUAAAAAAUUGGUGAUUCAAAAGGAUGAGUUGGCUUCUUCAACAUUACAACACUUAUUAAAUAAAGGUAUGGAAUUACUAUCUAAGGAGCAUUGGUUUGAUUUUUCCCUAAAGGUAUCAAUAGCAAAAUCAUUUUCUAAUGAUUCGCCGGAAAAUUUAGAAUUAAGAAAUUUGAUUGUUAGAACAAAAUUUAAUGCAAUGGCAUUGGUAAAUACAAUUUAUAUCCCACCUCAAGUUAGUUCUAAAUUAUUUGAAAUCGAUCCAUAUGCUUUUAACAGUUUGACAGAUUUUAUAUCUCUAUCUGAAACAAAAGUUCCAAAAGCUUUAAGAGCUGAUGCAUUGUUUGCAUUGGAAUGUAUAUCAUUGAAACAUGUUUGGUGUUCCGAUAUAGUGAGAAACCUUGGUGGUAAUAUGUCGCAUGGCCUUCUAUUUCAAAUUUUACAUUAUAUUUCAAAAGCCCUACGUGAGAAAAAUGCAGAAGUGGAUGAAGACUAUAACGUUAGGUUUUUCUAUUUAAUUUCCAAUCUUGCAGAUGUAAAAACCCUGCACUCAUCUUUAAUAGCUGCUGGUCUGAUCCCAAGUUUAAUAGAUAUUGUUUCAAUUAAACAUUCAACUUAUAGAAGAACAACCUCUUCUGCUAAUCAUUUAUUAGAGUUAUUAAUAGACGAUGCAGAAUCAACUUCUGAAUUUAUUAAUAACGAUGGUUUGAAUAUUUUGAUUAAUUCCAUCAGGGAUGAAGUGACUUUUGCAUUGGAGAAUCCAGAUUAUGGUAAGCCCCCUACUUACUCAACAGUUUAUUAUUCAGUAUCCUUCAGACAAUUGGCAUAUAUAAGGAGUUUAUUGAAAAUCGUCCAAAAAAUGUUAAAAUCGGAUUCCGGAGAUAGAAUUAGAAAUUUAAUCGAUUCCCCGAUUCUUGUUUCAUUACUUGAUAUAUUGAAAAACAGAUCAGUAUUUGGUUACACAUUGGUAACGCAUUCUUUAGACAUAAUACAAAUAGUGCUUAAUAGCGAACCUACUAUUUACAAUAUUCUAGUAGAAGCAGGUAUCAUCCCAUUCAUAUUUGAUCACUUUGAAGAAUUUAUUUGCCCUUAUCCUGAACUAAUUGCAUUAUUACCAGAGCUAUUAUCAGCAUUGUGUUUAAAUCCAGAUGGUUUAAAUAAGGUUAAAAAUUCCAACAUGAUACAGUUAUUAACUGAAGCAGUAACAAAUAUCAAUUAUGCAAAAUUAUUAUCCUGGAAGCAGGAGGCUAGCCAGCUAGGUACAUCAUUAGAUGAACUAACAAGACAUUAUCCUGAACUGAAACCUAUUAUGGUAAAAAGUUUUACAAACGUAGUGACUGAGUUAUUGAAAAAGAUUGAUUUUAACCAGCCAUUUUUAUAUAAAUCAUCUUUAAGUGAUGGCUACUAUUUCAAUUCUACCACAGAGGAAGUUAACUCAGAUCCAGAUGGAUCUGAAGAGUUGGCGUUCUGGGAUGUUCAAAAGUCAACUUCUUUAGUAGAUUGUUUUGCUGACCUUCUUUACGGUAUGACAAUGGAAAAUGCUACACUAAAUUCGUUAUCUGAACAAUUAGACUUCAGCAAGGUAUUAGAGAUUAUUAUAAUGAAACACCCACCUUUUGAUUAUGUUUCUUCACAAACUAUGUUAAAUUUCACCGAUGUAUUACAAUUGCUAGAAGAAAAGAAAAAAGGUUUUGCAUUUCCUAUUUUAUUGAAAAUGCUUGAUACUCAAUUACAAUCCAUUUCUGAAUUUUUGAAUAGCUCGAUGGCUACGAGCUUCAUAUUAAAUUGUGAGGGUAAUGACAGCUCUAAUAACGUUGAAGAGAUUUUGGGCAAGUUAUCAAGAGUCACUGCAUUGUUAUAUGUAAUUACUGAUGUUUACAUUAGUGUUACUUCUUUAUCCCCAUCAAGAGUAACCCAGAUAAUGGAAUAUUUUGAGAAAAAUGGGUUCCAGUUAAUCACCAACUUAAGAUUACUUUUCCAAAAAUGUGCUAUCGAAGAUGAAUACAUCCGUAACCAUAUGCCUGUUGAUGCAAUUAGACAGACGAUGCCAGAAUUUUAUGGUAAUGCUCCACCAAUUCAAAUCCAUGAUACGAAACCUUCAGAAGAAGAAACUAAGAACGAUUUUAAAUCUGCUAAAAUGAAAAAUUCCUAUCAGACGAGAUUUCUACUAACAAAAUUACAGACCUGUUCAUCAAUUGUUUUUAGGUGCUUAUUAAGAUUAACUCACUCCAAAAAUGCAGUUAUGGAAACAAGUAAUAGAGCGUUAGAGCUACGUGUUUUUGAAGUUUCUGUUAAAGAAAUUAUUGAAAUGCUGCGUUAUGUUCCAGUUGAAAAUCACUUACAAUAUUUCUUGGUUGUGCUAAAUUUCAAUUCGUUUGUGUUUUCAUUUCCAAAGACAAGUAUAAUGGGAAAUGGAAUUUUACAAACAAUCCCAAUACAAUUAUUUAUACAAGAUGGAGGAUUUCAAAUCUACAUUGAAUUUAUCAAAAAGUUAUUUAAUAAUUUGAUAAAUUUUAAAAACAUUGCUGAUAUUGAAGACAUCCCUUAUUUAAAAAAUACAACUGAGGUAUUGACUUUAAGUUGUUUGUUAAAUAUAUUGAUAUUUAUGAAUAAGUCAAUUGAAACGGAGACUUUGGAGAAUGUCAGAAGUAUUGGGAUGUAUUACCCAAAUCAGCUUCCAGAAAAUGAUUAUAACAUUACCGAUAGUGUAAUUCAGCAAGUAAGAAUUUUAGCGUUAGGGUUGAUACAUGAUUUGAAAGAAGAAGGAUUGUUAUUUGAUAGUAUUGAUCGUAAAAUCCCAUACUCAGUUUUUAAACAGAUUCUUUCAAUGUUGCAAAAUACUUUCUACGAAAGUUCUGCGAAGGACUUAGCGACUCCUUUAAAACUUGAUUGGAAAUUAGUUCCUCCAAGUAAUGCAAAAGCUCAACUUUUAAUCGAGAGUGGGUUAGCUGAAGAUAUUGCAGUGGGUUAUCUCGAACAGAAUAAAGACGAACUUCCUAAGGAUAUGAAACCAGACUGCUUUUCCAAUGACGAAUGGACAAAAUAUAAAACUUUGAAGAAGGAAAACAUUUAUGAACCUGUCAAAAUAAUACCAUGUUAUGGGUCUAUUCAAUCAUACAACGAUUUUUUUAAUAUGAAAAAUGCUUUUGUAAAAAAGGAACUGCCACAAAAACUAUUUGAAACGCUUCCCAUUUAUCCUAAACUAGUGAAUGCAUUUGCAAAAACCUUAUUGUUGAUAUACUCAUCACAUUCGGAAAGUUCCAAAACGCAAUUUAUGAAUUCAGUUUUGGAUAAAAUAAUUGAAACUGAUAAUAAUAAUAGCUCACUUUUGUCACCUCUAACGCACUUAUACGGUAUAUUCAUGAAUGAGAAAUCCGUUUAUAAGCAGUCGUUUCAAACAAUAACUAGAUUUUUGAACCACCUUCAAAUUAUAAUAAAUCCCAAAUUUGUAAACUCUUUAUGGUUUUCUAAAGCAUUAUACGUGUAUGAAAUUAUUUUAGCCAAAUCCAAUACACCUGCGAUGAUUGCACUACCAGAUAAUAUUCCAUUAGUUGACGAUUUACCAGCUUCUGAAGAAUGUUACGCAGUUGACGACGAGACUAAAGAAACUAUAUUUAAUAUUUUGAUAAGAAUGAAAGAACUCAAUAAUUUUUAUUCGGCACUGGCAAUAGCACGUAUUUUAAUAUUGUAUGCUAGUCAAGAGGUUUAUUCCAAAGAAAUCAUCAAUUCAGGAAUUUUACCAGAAAUCUUAAAAGCUAUUGGAGUAAAUCAAAAGUCAGAAAAAAUUAAUUUCUUAGAGUCAUCAUUUAUAUUAUUGCUAAGGAGGUGUUUUGAAGUUGAGGAAGUGGUUACGGAACUAAUUAAAUUUGAAAUAAAUAAAAGUUUCACAUCUAGAACAUUUGGUGAACAUAAACUAAAAGAACGAGAACUUAAUAGCCUAAUUGAAGAAAAGCCUUAUACAGUAAUGAGGGAUCCAACAAAAUUCAUUAAUACACUCUCAGCGUCUGCUUCUUUCAUUGAUUUUGCUGAGGAUGGGUCUCUCACAACUUUGUUGAUGGAAAAAAAAUCUGCUGAUUCUGCCGAUGUAGCAGUUAAAAAUAAUACAGAUAGCAAUUAUAAGAGAACUGGUAUUAUUCACUUCUUAUUGUCACAGUUAAUGGCAGCAUCUAAGAAAGAUUGGAUCUCGGAACCUGUUUCUACAAAAAGUCUAUCUGAUAAAAAAAACGGCUCAGAAAAAAUUGAUCCAACUAAAAAUCCUGUAUGUGCCUACAUGAUUUUUCUUUUAAAAGCACUAGUUGAGUUAGUUGGUAGUUACAAACAAUGUAAAUUUGAGUUUUUGACAUUUGAUAGAAGGAACACAUACGCAGAAUUUGCAAAGCCGAGAUUUACUGCUCUAAAUUUCUUUUUGUAUCAAUUACUAGAUAAAAGUAGUAAUUCGGAACAAGAUAAAUAUGAACUGAAACGAAGAGAAGUCAUUAGUACAUUGGCGCGUUCUGUCUUGGUUGCAUUCAUUUCAAGUGUUCAAGAUUCUAGCAUUAAAGCCCAGGAUCCUAAGGUAAUUGAAUAUGAUAUGACUUUUGUGAGAAAGUGUUCAAUAGAAGCAAUAAUCAAAGCUUUAAGAAACUCCAGCUCAACACCAAAAUCAUUAGAAGCCAAUUUCAAUAAAAUUGAAGGUUGGUUAAAAAUUAUUUCGUCAAUGAUCUUCGUGCAAGCUCCUUAUUUGAGAUUAAUUUUGGAUGCUAAUAAAAUAGAUGCUGAUCAAUAUCAGAUGUGUAAAUUGAUGAUUGAAAUGGACGUUCCAAACGUCAUUUCUGAAUGUUUAUCUGUAUUGGAUAUUAAUUACCCGUUUGCAAAAAAGAUGUUUAACAAUGCAAUCGAUCCAUUAAACGCUUUAAAUUCAGUGAGGAAUAGUUUUUCAGAAUUAUUUAAAAUCGAAGGCUUAGAUGAUGAAGACGAAGAGGACAUGGACUCUGAUAAAGAAGAACAGCAUAAUAUGUUUAAAAAUUCUAGUUUAGGGAUGUAUGAUGUUGAGGAUAUUGAAGAAGAUGACGAAGAUGAUGAAUCGUUGAUAGGAGAUGAUGAAGAAAUUGCAUUCGUCAACGCCGAAGAUGGUGGUUAUGAUGUAGUGUUUAGUGAAGAUGAAGACACAGGAUCGGUGACUUCAAACACUUCUGAAGAUAUUCAUUCCUCAGACAGUGAGAAUGAAAUAGAUUAUUCCCUAGAUUCUGCUGAUGGGUUGACAGUCGAUGUAGUUUCUGAUUCUAGUUACAAUUCUUCUGAAAUAGCUGACGACGUUGAUUCUGAUGCAGCCAUGCCGGACGAUGAUUCGGGUGUAUUUUAUAAUAAUGGUAGUGAUAUAGAACUCAUAUCAAUCGAUAGUGAUGUUUUUGUUUCUGAUGCUGAUAUGGAUUUAGAUUUAAGUGAUUAUGAUAUUGAUCAAUCAGAUUGGGAAUCUGGAUUAUCAGAUUUUCCUAGUACGGAUGAUGAAGCAGAGGAAGUAACUUCAAUUGCAGGUUCUUUAUCAAGAGGAGAUAAUUCCAGAAGACGUUGGCUAACUUCUGAUGGUGUCGAAAUACUGGAUAAUUCCUCAGAUGAAGAAGAUAGACCUGGUGUUUUCCAAGGAAUAGAGCAUGUUUUUGAACCGGAUGAGGAGCACUUUUUUAGAGUCCAAGAUAUGCACCGAAGUCACCGCAAUCCAAGAUCUUUGCACAGAUCCCUAGGCAACUCACCUUUGGUACCACCAAGUUUAUCUUUAUUGAAUAUUGGAAGGAGAAAUCAAAAUUCUCUAAUCAAUCCGCUAGGCCCUGCAGGUUUAGAAGAAGUUGAGAAUGAUGUAUCUGAACAACUUUUAAAUAUAGUAUCUGGCCAACGUCCGAGAACAGAACGGCCAACUUUUGCUAGUCUGUUAUUUUCUGGAGACUCUCUAGAUGAUAAGGCACCAGAUGGUAUUCUUCUAAAGCCAACUUUAGCCAGAUGGAAAGAUAUUUUUGACAUGUUCUAUAACACUAAAGGUUACGCCAAAAACACUAUUACAAGUAUAAUUGCAAAGAUGUAUCCUCCAAGUUAUAAGUUAUUUAAAGAAAAACAAGAAAAAUUAAAAGAUAUUGAGAAGUUACCAAUAAAAAAAUUAGAAGAAAAUUCAAGUAACCCUUCUAAUGAAGAAAUACCAAGUGAACCAAUUGAAGAAGAUGAGUAUAAUGAAUCAGAUGAAUCUCCUGCUGUAACAGAUGAAGAAGAUGAGGGAAUCAGUGACGGUGAUGAAAUAAUUACUGAGGGUGACGAAGCUAUCGAAAACAGGGAACCUAUUUAUGUAACGAUCGAUGGUGAAUCUAUUGAUAUAUCUGGUACUGAUAUAGAUCCAGAGUUUUUAAACGCAUUGCCCGAAGAUAUGCGAGCAGAAGUAUUUUCUCAGCAUAUUCGCGAACGUAGAGCAGAAGCAGCCCAUAACCAUAUUGAGUCCAGAGAAAUUGAUUCAGACUUCCUUAAUGCCAUACCUGAGGAAAUCCGAGAAGAUAUCUUGGAACAUGAAACUGUCGACUCUAGAGUGUCUAAUAUUAUGCGAACUAUUAAUGAUAACUUAAGAACUAAUAUGCGGCAAAAUGGAAGAGAUAGUAUUGAUUCUAUUGAAGUUAUUGAUGAACGUGUUGAUUUGAAUACAACCGAAAAUGAAAAAGAUGCUGAUUCUGAGAAGAAAAAAUCAUCAAGAAUAUAUUUUUCACCUCUUGUAGACCGGGCAGGAAUAUCUGCAUUGAUGAAAUCGAUUUUUAUAUCGCAGCCAUAUAUCCAAAGAGAAAUGUAUCAUGAAUUAUUCUACAGGUUAUGCUCUAGCAAACAAAAUAGAAGUGAUAUUAUUAACUUUUUACUUUUAAUUUUAACUGAAGGUAUUCAAGAUCAACAUUCUUUAGAAAGAGUAUAUUCAAUAAUGGUAAAUCUAACUCAAAGUGGUCCAAAUAAAUAUCAUAAUAAUUCAUCUCAAAUUAGACAAUUACCUCCUGAUAGCACUCCUCUGGUUGUUGCUAACCAAGCAAUAGAAAUUUUACAAAAUUUAAUAGAUGCCGAUAAUAGAUUGAAAUAUUUUUUUAUUACUGAGCAUGAAAACUUAUUAGUUGGGAAAUCGCCAAUUAAAAAUAAAAAAGACAUAAAUAGUAGGGCCUCCAAAUACCCACUGCAAUAUUUAUUCACUUUACUAGAUAAAAAGUUAAUAACCGAUGAAACAGUUUUGAUGGACUUAUUAACCAAAAUAUUACAGACAUGUACAAAACCAUUACAUUUAUUUUUAAAAUCGCAAGAUAACAAAUCCCUUUCCAAAAUGAAAUUUAAUAUGCCAGAGUUCACUGACGAUAUGUUAAUUAAAAUUGUUUCCAUUAUUAAUAUCGAAAGUUGUAAUACUAGAGUUUUUCAGCAACUUCUAGCAACCAUGCAUAAUUUGUCUGGUUUGGAAAAUUCACUAAAUAUAUUUGAUGAAGCUUUAGUAAACUUAGCUAAAUCCAAUGUUAUCGAAUUAAUCCAAAAUUUAAAAGAUUUACAAUCAAGUCAAGACGAAAUUGCAAAUGGUAAUGAAAUCAAUUCGGAAUUGUUACAGAAGUUUACUUUACCAAGUUCUUGCCAAUCAAAAAUAUUAAAAAUUUUGACUGCUUUAGAUUAUUUGCACACACACAAGAAGGAAAAGAAUUGCAUUAAUAUUAACAAUUUAAUGUCGAUUUACAACCGUAUGAACCUAGGAAAACUUUGGUCCGCAUUAAGUUGUUGUCUGACAGAAUUAGAAGACAAAAAGGGGUUAUCUACAUCUGCUACCAUCCUUUUACCUUUGAUCGAAUCUCUUAUGGUGGUUAACAAACACAAUUCCCUAUUACAAGACUCUAAUAAGCCUGGAGUUUUGAAAUAUGAAAGCAUAAAAAGUCUUGAUUUAGAACAGGUUCCUACUGAAUCCAUAUUUUUCCCAUUUACAGAUCUUCAUAAAAAGUUGUUAAAUCAAAUGAUUCGUACUAAUCCGAAAUUAAUGAGUGGACCAUUCUCAUUGUUAAUUAAGAAUUCCAAAGUUCUUGAUUUCGAUAAUAAGAGAUAUUAUUUUGUUGCCAAGCUACGUUCUGAUUUCCAAGACCAUCCGAAAUUAAGUAUAACAGUAAGUCGUGAUCAAGUAUUUUUAGAUUCUUAUAGAGCACUAUUUUUUAAACCAGACGAAGAAAUCAAAAAAUCAAAAUUAGAAAUCACUUUCAAAGGUGAAAGUGGUGUUGAUGCAGGUGGCCUAACAAGAGAAUGGUAUCAAGUUUUGUCAAGACAGAUGUUUAACCCCGAUUAUGCUUUAUUUAUCCCAGUAGCUUCUGAUAAGACCACCUUCCGCCCAAAUCGCACCUCAGGAAUCAAUCCAGAACAUCAUUCAUUCUUCAAAUUUAUUGGUAUGAUUAUUGGUAAAGCCAUUAGAGACCAAUGCUAUUUAGAUUGCCAUUUUAGCAGAGAAGUUUAUAAGAAUAUUUUAGGAAAACCUGUCACUUUGAAAGACAUGGAAUCAUUGGAUUUAGAUUAUUAUAAAUCAUUGAAUUGGAUUUUAGAGAAUGAUAUUACAGAUAUUAUUGAAGAAACAUUUUCAGUCGAAACUGAUGAUUAUGGAGAACACAAGAUAAUUGAUUUGAUUGAUGAUGGUAGAAAUAUUGCCGUUACUAAUCUUAACAAGCAAGACUAUGUCCAAAAGAUUGUUCAGUAUAAAUUGAAAACAUCAGUGAACGAUCAAAUGGAUAAUUUCUUAAAAGGGUUUUACGCUUUAAUUCCUAAAGAAUUAAUUUCAAUUUUCAAUGAACAAGAGCUAGAAUUACUAAUAAGUGGAUUACCUGAUAUCGAUGUCAACGAUUGGCAAAGUAAUACCACGUAUGUUAACUACACGUCAACUUCAAAACAAAUUAAUUACUUUUGGAGAGCAGUUAAGUCCUUUGACACUGAGGAAAGAGUAAAAUUACUACAGUUUGUCACAGGAACAAGUAAAGUACCCUUAAAUGGUUUUAAAGAAUUGGCAGGUGUAAAUGGUUUAUGUAAGUUUUCAAUCCAUAAGGACUAUGGUCCUUCUGAUAGAUUACCUUCCUCGCAUACAUGUUUUAACCAAUUGGAUUUACCAGCAUAUGAUUCUUACGAAACUUUACGUGGUUCCUUAUUACUUGCUAUUACUGAAGGUUAUGAAGGUUUCGGAAUUGCUUAA
Tetrapisispora phaffii CBS 4417 is the source of this 9972-nucleotide messenger RNA. RefSeq names its product E3 ubiquitin-protein ligase TOM1 (gene TOM1). NCBI's taxonomy places the organism in Eukaryota, Fungi, Ascomycota, Saccharomycetes, Saccharomycetales, Saccharomycetaceae. The transcript has a single exon. The coding region runs from base 1 to 9972 and encodes 3323 amino acids. Gene Ontology annotation, biological process: protein polyubiquitination; positive regulation of protein catabolic process; proteasome-mediated ubiquitin-dependent protein catabolic process. Gene Ontology annotation, molecular function: ubiquitin-protein transferase activity. The record is from RefSeq and is a predicted model, not a curated record.